AUGGCCGAUCAGAAAGAAGUUGAUCUCGACUCCGUCAUCGACAGACUGCUCGAGGUCCGAGGCUCGCGUCCCGGCAAGCAGGUCCAGCUGAUGGAGCACGAGAUUCGAUAUCUUUGCACAAAGGCCCGAGAGAUUUUCAUCCAGCAGCCCAUUCUGCUCGAGCUCGAGGCACCCAUCAAGAUUUGUGGAGAUAUCCACGGCCAAUACUACGACCUGCUGCGAUUAUUCGAAUACGGUGGAUUCCCACCGGAGGCUAACUACUUAUUCCUCGGAGACUACGUGGACCGAGGCAAGCAGUCAUUGGAGACCAUUUGUCUGCUUCUGGCAUACAAGAUCAAGUACCCCGAAAACUUCUUUAUUCUGCGUGGAAACCACGAGUGUGCAUCUAUCAACCGAAUCUACGGCUUCUACGACGAGUGCAAGCGGCGAUAUAACAUCAAGCUGUGGAAGACAUUUACCGACUGCUUCAACUGCCUGCCGAUAGCAGCAAUCAUCGACGAGAAGAUUUUCGCCAUGCAUGGAGGUCUUUCUCCCGAGCUCAACACCAUGGAGCAGAUUCGUCGUGUGAUGCGACCCACAGACAUCCCCGACGUGGGUCUUCUGUGCGACCUGCUGUGGUCCGACCCCGACAAGGACAUUACUGGCUGGAACGAAAACGACCGAGGUGUGUCAUUCACCUUUGGUCCCGACGUUGUUCUGCGGUUCCUGCAAAAACACGACAUGGAUCUCAUUUGCCGAGCACACCAGGUCGUUGAGGACGGUUACGAGUUCUUCUCCAAGCGACAUCUUGUCACUCUCUUCUCGGCGCCCAACUACUGCGGUGAGUUUGACAAUGCCGGAGCCAUGAUGUCUGUCGACGAGUCUCUUCUGUGUUCUUUCCAGAUUCUCAAGCCAGCCGAGAAGAAGCAGAAGUUUGUCUACUCUGGCAUGGGUGGUGGCCGGCCUGUGACUCCCCCUAGAAAGCAGAAGAAGGCAGGCAAAUAA
Yarrowia lipolytica CLIB122 is the source of this 984-nucleotide messenger RNA. RefSeq lists its product as uncharacterized. NCBI's taxonomy places the organism in Eukaryota, Fungi, Ascomycota, Dipodascomycetes, Dipodascales. Gene Ontology annotation, cellular component: nucleus; cytoplasm. Gene Ontology annotation, molecular function: protein serine/threonine phosphatase activity. Gene Ontology annotation, biological process: regulation of mitotic cell cycle; chromosome segregation. The record is from RefSeq and is a predicted model, not a curated record.